AUGUCUUUAAAGAAAUUAAUGAAAGGAGUUCCUUCGGAAAUAUUACCCGCUGAGGGUUUGCUGAGUCAAGACAAGAGUGCUAUAACUCCCUGUCAGGCGGUAUGCGCAGACAGAUUGGGGAAAACAUUACAAUUGGAGCAGGAACAUUAUUUACUUCAGCAUCCGGAGAUAAAAACUAUGUUGGCAAUUUUUAUCAGUAAAAUGGUUCAGAUGAAUAAAAUGAAGGAUGUACUCAAAGAAGCUGCACAGCACUUUACAAGACCUAUAAAUGAACUCGAUGAAGAAAUACGUCAAAAACUCAAUUUACGCCCUGACGAGCCCUAUGAUUCAAAGUGCCAAGGAAUACAUUACAAUGACACUGAAUUAAAAGAUGACCUGAGAAGACUCAUAACAAAACAUUAUCCGCCAGAGCCACCCAAGAUUCCAACUCCAUCUUUAUCAACUUUAUUUACAGAAUCUUCCUCAUUUUUGUCCAUAUUAACUUCUAAUACAACAUUAGCUACUCCAGAACCGAUUCCAACCCCGGAGCCAACUUUUUCAGAAAUUAUGUUUAAAUUGGUCUCUAAUACGGUUGAUAAAGCAAUAUACCUACGAGUGGAUGAUCAAGCUUUGAAUUAUGACACAGCGUACAUUGAACUCAGCAAAGCAGUUGAGGCAGCAAUGGAAAUUCCAGUGAUUGAAAUUAAAAAGGAUAUAGCUGAAAUGUACUAUAAAGCCUACGAACUUUUUCAGUUCAAUAUAGAUGAAAAACAACGUAUAGCUGCUGAAAUAGCCUGGGAAAAACGAAUGAGAAAGAAACUGAAAAGGACUUUAAGACGUAUGGAUAACUUUAAAGGAUACGAGACGCCUCCGACGCCGAAGAGUGAAAUAUCUUCCCACGAGAGUUAUAAAAUUGCUCCGCCACGUCCCUGCAUAUGUCACCCGCAUUACAACUAUAAUAGAUAUCCUAAGGACAGAUUCGGUAUAUAUUUACCUAGAGAACAGAAGUAUAGUGAUCGCAACGUGACGGUGACACCUGCUAUUUCAGAGGCGAGUGAUGAAAACGACCAUGAAAAGGAAGAGAGCACAAAAUGA
Danaus chrysippus (African queen) is the source of this 1074-nucleotide messenger RNA. The record is from the annotation of a GenBank genome assembly. Lineage: Eukaryota; Metazoa; Arthropoda; Insecta; Lepidoptera; Nymphalidae.